UUUGAGCGGCCGCUAGGGGGAAGCGUCUAGCAGUGUCGUUCUUACGGAAUUCCUCUUGAUCACCUGAUAAACGCAGAAAUGGCUGGCCGGCUAAUGCAAGCAGCAAGAUGCCCGACAGAUGAACUGUCUCUCACAAACUGUGUGGUUGCAAGUGAGAAAGACUUCAAAUCUGGGCAGCAUUUGACUAUUAAAACCACUCCAACUCAGAAAUUUGUCUUCACUGUGAGAACUCACCCAAGCGUGGUGCCAGGAACCAUUGCCUUUAGUCUACCUCAGAGGAAAUGGGCCGGACUCUCUCUAAACCAAGAUGUGGAAGUGAGUGUCUACAACUUUGACCCGUCCAGACAGUAUGUGGGAACCAUGACAAUCGAGAUCGACUUCCUCCAGAAAAAGAGCAUUGACAGCAACCCUUAUGACUCUGAUAAAAUGGCCAUUGAAUUUAUUCAGUGUUUCACUGCGCAGGCCUUUAGCAUGAGUCAACAGUUUGUCUUUAGCUUUUGUGACAAACUCUUUGCGCUGGUCAUAAAAGAUAUUGAGGCCAUGGAUCCCAGCAUUCUCAGAGGCGAGCAGAACUCUAGCAAAAAACACAAGAUUGACAUUGGUCUACUGCAUGGCAAUAGUCAAGUGAUUUUUGAGAAAGCGGAGAGCUCGUCUGUCAAUUUGAUUGGAAAAGCAAAAACCAAAGGCUCUCGUCAGUCUAUAAUCAACCCAGAUUGGAACUUUGAGCGCAUGGGCAUCGGAGGCCUGGACAAGGAAUUCUCAGACAUCUUCCGUCGGGCUUUUGCUUCACGAGUCUUUCCUCCAGACAUAGUUGAGCAAAUGGGUUGUAAACACGUGAAGGGAAUCUUGCUGUUUGGACCACCCGGCUGUGGUAAAACCCUAAUGGCACGGCAGAUUGGAAAGAUGCUGAACGCCAGAGAGCCAAAAGUGGUCAACGGGCCAGAGAUUCUGAACAAAUACGUGGGCGAAUCGGAGGCCAACAUCAGAAAGCUAUUCGCUGAUGCUGAGGAGGAACAGAAGAGGUUGGGGGCCAACAGCGGCCUACACAUCGUUAUAUUUGACGAAAUUGAUGCCAUUUGCAAACAACGUGGCAGCAUGGCAGGCAGCACAGGGGUCCACGACACUGUAGUGAACCAGCUUCUGUCCAAGAUCGAUGGUGUAGAGCAGCUCAACAACAUCCUGGUUAUUGGCAUGACCAACAGGCCUGACCUGAUUGAUGAAGCUCUGUUGAGGCCGGGUAGAUUGGAAGUCAAAAUGGAGAUUGGCUUGCCAGAUGAGACUGGUCGUGUUCAGAUCCUAAAUAUCCACACAGCAAAGAUGAAGCAGUCCAACAUGCUGGCCAAAGACGUUGACGUACAGGAACUGGCUAUCGAGACCAAGAACUACAGUGGAGCAGAGCUGGAAGGGCUUGUUCGGGCUGCGCAGUCCACUGCCAUGAACCGUCACAUCAAGGCCACUACUCAGGUAGAGGUGGACACCGAAAAGGCUCAGACUCUGCAAGUCAGCAGGAGUGACUUCUGGGCAUCUCUGAAUAAUGACAUCAAGCCUGCAUUUGGUAGUAAUCAGGAGGAUUACUCCAGUUACAUCAUGAACGGUAUUGUAAAAUGGAGCAAUGCUGUGUCUGACAUACUAGGAGAUGGAGAACUACUGGUGCAGCAGACCAAGAACAGUGAACGCACACCGCUAGUUACUGUUCUUUUAGAGGGGCCUGCUCACAGUGGUAAGACCGCACUGGCGGCCAAGAUCGCAGAGCACUCCCAGUUCCCCUUCAUCAAGAUCUGCUCUCCAGAUAAAAUGAUCGGCUUUACAGAGACCGCCAAAUGUCAGGCCAUAAAGAAGAUAUUUGAGGAUGCCUACAAGUCUCAGUUGAGCUGUGUGGUGGUGGACGAUAUUGAGCGACUGCUGGAUUUUGUUCCCAUCGGGCCGCGGUUCUCUAACCUGGUGCUGCAGGCUCUGCUGGUGUUACUGAAGAAACCUCCUCCUCGGGGUCGUAAGUUGUUGAUUCUCGGCACAACUAGCAGAAAGGAUGUCCUGCAGGAGAUGGGCAUGUCUGACUCUUUCAGCACUACAAUCCACAUCCCCAACAUCUCUAGAGGAGAACAUUUAAUGGAGGCCCUGGAGCUUCUCGGAGGCUUUCAGGAAGAAGAGCGAGCGAUUAUUGGCAAACAGGUGAAAGGACAGAGCGUGUGGCUGGGCAUUAAAAAGCUGCAAAUGCUGAUUGAGAUGUCACUGCAGAUGCCCCUGGAAUACAGAGUUCAGAAGUUCUUGGCACUGCUGAAGGAAGAAGGAGCGCUUGGCUCUGAUAAACAUGUGGCUUUUUAGACCUGGGGUGCAGAAGAGUAGCCUCUCAAACCAAGGCUAUUUUGAAGCAGUUCAAGGAGUCAGGAAAACACUGGGUGCACUUGAGAGACUGAGAGAGAGAAAGAGCAAACGUCCAUACAGAGUCUAUCGCUAUCCUUCACUUUCCUGAAGUAUAGAGCACUGCAUGUAUACACGGCAUCUACACCACAGUGCCCAUGUUCAACACUAGCUCAUCAGUUCUCCAGUACAUGUGCACAAGCUCUUAUAUUUGUACAGUGCCUCAGAUGUCUGAUGACAUCACAGAUUGAAUAGUACAUGCAUUUAUAUGAGAACCCAUUAGGACAUUUAUACAUAUUAAAUGUUAUGUACAUAUAAUAAGGUUUAUUAUAUGGAAAUUACUGACACAAAGCAUUCCUGUCGUUGUUGCCUUACUUCCAAAUCUGUCUUUACUGGGCAGAGAACAUUUAGAAAUGCCUAAAUUCUCUGACUACUUUUUCCUCUUGUUUUUCUAGUUGUCUUAGAUGGACUUAUUAUCUUAGAAACAGUUAGUGCCUGCCAAAAACAAUUCUGAAAUGCUCACUCCUGUGCCUUUGCAUGCCAGUGUAUUGUUGCAGUUUGUUUAUUAGUUUUAUUUUAUUUUUUUAAGAAAGGGAACUAUCUGUCCUCCUUAUCCCACUCAGGACAUUCCAUGUCAGGAACAUAGGAAAGGUCUUAGAUGAACAGCCUGUCGUCUCAGUUUAAUGGGUAACAUUAUGGCCUUAACAAUUGUUAAAAAAGUGACCAUUGACUUGCCGCUCCAAGUGCCAAGAUAGUUCACACUAGUCUUGAAUUCAUUGUUAUGUCUCUUAAAGGCAUAUUUUCUCCCCCCUCAGAAUAUUAUGAGCUCAUUAUAGCUUUUACUGUCAAACCAUGAAAGUAAUAGCAAUCGAACCACACUUAAAUGUCUUGCUCUUUAAAUCAACAUGCAGAGUUUUGUGUUUGUUUUGGAUGUUUUUUUGCACGUCAAAAUUUAGUACUUGGAGUAGAUUUCCUUACUGUAACACAUUUGGUGUAUAACUCGCUAUAAAUUAUGUUUUCGUGGCAAGAAAUGAAUGAAUGCAAUAAUUGAAGUAUAAAUAUUGUCUUAAAUCAUUGCGCAAUUAAAAUGCGGUUUUAAGAUUGCAAUAAAUGACUGGUGUUUUUGCUUUCUGAUAA
This is a messenger RNA of Danio aesculapii, 3495 nucleotides long. It is a transcript of the gene nsfb, whose product is annotated as N-ethylmaleimide-sensitive factor b. Gene Ontology annotation, molecular function: ATP binding; ATP hydrolysis activity. Lineage: Eukaryota; Metazoa; Chordata; Actinopteri; Cypriniformes; Danionidae. Bases 79 to 2322 code for a protein of 747 amino acids. Gene Ontology annotation, cellular component: Golgi stack. The transcript has 22 exons. Gene Ontology annotation, biological process: Golgi to plasma membrane protein transport; intra-Golgi vesicle-mediated transport; SNARE complex disassembly. The record is from RefSeq and is a predicted model, not a curated record.